Molecule: messenger RNA, 1452 nt
Organism: Zea mays
Lineage: Eukaryota; Viridiplantae; Streptophyta; Magnoliopsida; Poales; Poaceae
Source: RefSeq
GUCUUUGCAGUUGCAGGUCGAGUGAGAUAUGAUAUGGCGUCGGAGACCACCAAGAACGUGAAGGCCACCCUCGACGAGCAGGAGGUAACCUCGCAUCAGCGCGACCAGAGCGCUGCCGAGGAGGAGGAGGUGGUGGUAGUGGUGGAUCCGCUGGCGCGGCAGUCGUCCGUCAUGUCGCUUACGCUGGAGGAGCUGCAGAGCUCGCUCUGCGAGCCGGGGCGCAACUUCGGGUCCAUGAACAUGGACGAGUUCAUGGCCAACAUAUGGAACGCCGAGGAGUUCCAGGCCGCCACCGCCACCGGCGGCUGCAGCAAGCAGGAGGGCACGCAGCGGGAGCCGAUGAUGCCCGUGGCGAAUGGAACAGGUGAGAACGGAGGAUUGGUUCGGCAGGCCAACGCGGCGGCGCAGGCCGUGGUGCAGCCCCAGACGGGGAGCGGCGGUGGCGGCGGCGGCGUCGCCGCCAGCGGGCGGCAGCAGGUGACGCUGGCCGACAUGACGCUGGAGGACUUCCUGGUGAAGGCCGGCGUCGUGCGGGGAGCCUUCGCCGGCCACGGCCACGCGGUCGUCGGCAUGGCCCCAAUCCCAGCCGGGCGGAUGGGCAUCCAGCAGCAGCACGCGGCUCCCACGAUGUCGUACCAAGUGGCAGCGCCGGCGCCCAACGCCGUGUACCCGGUUAUGGGCAACGGCACGGGGUACCACAACGGGUACCCCAGGGCCAUCGCGGUGGUGCCGCCGUCUCAGUGCGUGACGGCCGCCGUGAGCCCGGGGUCGUCGGACGGGGUGAGCGCGAUGACGCAGGCGGAGAUGAUGAGCUGCAUUGGCAACGAAGGGGCAGGGACGGUCCGGAACUACGGCGGCGGCGGCGGCGGCGGCAGCGCGCGGAAGCGCGACUCCCCCGAGGACGCGUGCACCGAGAAGACCGUGGAGCGCCGGCAGCGGCGGAUGAUCAAGAACCGUGAGUCCGCGGCCCGGUCACGCGCCAGGAAGCAGGCGUAUACGGUGGAGCUCGAAGCUGAACUGAACCACCUCAAAGAGGAGAACGAUCGCCUCAGAGCAGAGCAGAAGACGAUUCUGCUAUCGAAGAAAAAGAAGCUGGUGGAGAAGAUGGUGGAGCAGGCAAGGGAGAAUGUGAGCGCCAAGAAGGGCGGUCGCGGGCUGCGCCGCUCGGGCAGCGCCAUGUGGUGAACUGUGACGACUGACGAGUGUCUCGAAUUGUGCAGUUCCAGUCCGCUUGCUUAGUUGCUUGUAUGGGAAAAAAAUCCUGUACCUGUCGGUAGCAGCACCGUUAGUAACAGUAUGCCAUGUGGUCGACACAAACGUCUGCGAGGGACGAUAUGGGGCAUGGGCGAGAGCUUCCGCGUUGGCCUGCUGCUGUUCAUGAGCCUGGGUUGUACAAACAAUAAAGCAACUGUAAGAUAGUAGUAAUUAAACACAAAGCUCUGUGUUUUCGUC